AUGUUUCCAAAAUUUUUAUUUUUUGUUUGUCUUUUUUCUUGUUUCAAUUUGUUUUGUGUUGCGCCCCCUCCAACAGCUUCAACUUCCCAAGUAACCGAAAAACAAAUAAAUAAAGAAAUUGUUGAGUUAAUUGAAAAGAUAACAGAAAAACCCUCGUUGUUUUAUGAAUUGGUAGAAAAAGCGGAGUUUGUAGGAAUAUUCUCUUCAAAGAUGGAAGGAAUAGAUGUGAAGAAAAUAUUUACAAAAACAAUUAUGGAUAAAUUAUCAGAGAAAGAAAAUAAUGAAUUAUGGAGCUUGAUAUGGGGAAUACUAGAAAAGUAUGAUAAAAUAUUAAAAAUGCUAGCGGGUUUUUGGAAUGAUAAAUGUAAAAUUGAUAAUGAAAAUAAGCAAAAACUUGGUCAUAAAAAUAUGGAAAAUCCAAAGGUUUUGCCAAAAAUUCAUAAAGAUGAUAAGCAUAAAGAAAAAGAACAUGAAGUUGGGUCCUCUUUACCUGCUAUUGCCCCAGAUGAAAUUUAUGACGAUUUAUACAUUGCAUUACAAAAUAUUAAAGAGGAUCAUUUUACACCUAAACCAUGUAAAGCAUUGAUGGUUGUCGAACCUCCUAAAAAUCAGUCUAAUGACGAUUCUACUUUGAAGCUUCCUUCCAAAGAGGAACAUCAUGAUACAAAAACUAAUAAUUCUAUAGCCGAUUUCCACAAAAUGUUCAAGUCGGUCUUCGAUCGCUUCAAUGCUAAUUAUAAAGACCAUCAUGAAACCGUAAAUGAAUGUGUUCAUCCCAUAAAAGAAGAAACUAAAAAAGACCACCAUGGAACUCAUAAAACCCCUGACGACUCUACUUUGAAGCUUCCCCUUAUUAAACAAGAAAGUAAAGGAGAACAUCAUGGACAACUUAAUCCAUCUAAAACUCCUAAAAAUUUAUUUUAUGAUUUGAAGCCUCUGGUCAUUAAAGAAGGAAGUCAAAAAAAGCAUCUUGGAAAGAAGACUCCCGAAGACCCUUGUAGUGAAGGUUCUAGCUCGAAGCCUUCUCCAGGUAAAGAGGAAAAUCUAGGAGAACAACAUAGAAUCCAUCCUCCUUCCCCUCAUCCGGAAAACACUGAAGAAGAGAAUAAGGAGGAUAAUGAAUGGUUUAAGGUUGAUCCUAAUUUACAUUUGGAAGAAUUUUUUGAAGAAGAAAAGGAAAAGGAGGUAGAUGAUUGGAUUGAACCCCCAAAUUUUAUGUAGAAUAUUUUAUUCAGUUUUGAUUUUAUGUAACUUUUGAAAAUGGAAAAAAAUUUUUUUGACAAUUAAUUAUAGAUUAUAUUUUAAAUUUAAUUUUAAGUUACAUCUUAUGCCUUUUUGUAAAUUUAGUCUUUUUUUCGAUUUUCAAUUCUUUUGAAGGUGCUUGUAUAACCUGUAUUAAUUGCCCUCUCUCAAACAAUUACCCCACUUCCAUUAAUUACCCCAACUAGCGAUAGAUUGAAACGAUAAUUACCCCCAAACAAAUGCCCUAAAACUAAAGUUUGACGCCGAACCCGUUCCCGAACGAUUAUUCACAUUUAUCCCCGACCCGAACCUGCCCAAAAAAAGUGAAAACCCCGUCCCCCUACAUACUCGUCCUCGAGCGUUCGGAGUCAACCCUUACCUAAAACGCGUCCAAAUUUACCCUCUCUUGUAUAAUUACCCUCCCUCGAUUAAUUACUC
Messenger RNA from Meloidogyne enterolobii, 1680 nucleotides. The record is from the annotation of a GenBank genome assembly. NCBI's taxonomy places the organism in Eukaryota, Metazoa, Nematoda, Chromadorea, Rhabditida, Meloidogynidae.